Molecule: messenger RNA, 600 nt
Organism: Magnolia sinica
Lineage: Eukaryota; Viridiplantae; Streptophyta; Magnoliopsida; Magnoliales; Magnoliaceae
Exons: 3
Coding region: 1-600 (199 amino acids)
Source: RefSeq, a predicted model, not a curated record
AUGGUUCUGGGCUUCAGGCGAAUGGGAGGCGCCGGUGGUGGAGCUCAGAAGCUUGAUGACUCUGACUUCCAGAGGGGUUCGCCUCUUCUAUCCCCUGACCAGAAGAAUCGGGUCGUUUGCGUUCCUGGUAUAGCCGAGGCAGCUGGGUCUCGGAGGAGGAAGGCUGCCUCGACUGUUGAUGAGAUGUUAAGGGCCGAGCCCCGAACGAAAAUGACCGUUUGGAGGAAGCAAGCGGCUCCCCGUGGUGAGGGCCCUUUGGCCCCAAUUUUUAUCACUGCAGCUCCAGCUGUGGCUUCCGUUUCUGUCGUUGUAUCUCCGGUUGUAGCUUCAAUUUCUAUUGCUACAGCUCUGGCUGCAGUGCCUAUUAUUGCUGCCAAUGCUCUAGCUCCUAUCAUUCCUCCUGCUGUCGUUCCUCCCACAGCUGAGGCCCCUCCCGUAGCCCCAGAGCCCCGCAUUGCUGUCCCUUCCUCAUCUGAGCUGGAGGAGGCCGUUCGAAUGGCUGACGCUAUGCUCUCCCCCCUCCCCCCAAGGCCGGGAAUGAUCUUAGGGCCAAGGGUCAAGCCUUGGCAGGCAGCAGGACUGGGGCUGAGGAAGCAAUAG